This is a messenger RNA of Triticum dicoccoides, 3520 nucleotides long. RefSeq lists its product as uncharacterized. The record is from RefSeq and is a predicted model, not a curated record. Bases 1 to 1062 code for a protein of 353 amino acids. The transcript has 12 exons. NCBI's taxonomy places the organism in Eukaryota, Viridiplantae, Streptophyta, Magnoliopsida, Poales, Poaceae.
AUGGAUGCCGGAGGCUCCUCAGCGAUUAGCAACUCUCGGCCGUCGGAUCGUUUCCUUGAUCUGCCUCUCUCCCGCACUCGCGCAGCCCAUCUCUCUUCCUCCCGUCACCCCCCCUCCUCGCUCGAUCUCCUCCCUCGCUUCGCCCUCCCCUCCCCUCGAUCUGAAUCCUCCCCUGAACCCAGAACUCCAUCGCCGCGGCCCGCUCUCCUGUCCAUCUCCAUCGCCGCGGCCCGCUCUCCUGUCCAUCUCCAUCGCCGCGGAGGAGGAGAUCCAGGCAGAGCGCUCCGCUAUCUCCAUCGCCGCGGCCCGCCCUUCUGUCCGCGUCUCCCGCGGCUGCUCCUCUGGCAGGAGGAGCAGCCCGAAGGCUGCCUCUACAGCAGCAGCAGCAGCGGAAUCACAUCCCACAGGCACCAAAAGGCGGUCGGAAGGAGGCGAGCGGCCACCACCGACACACUCGCCGCUGACGCCGGCGGCGACGAACGGAUCCUGGCCGUCCCCGUCUCCUUCACAUCAGAUCCGUCAAGGUCCAGCGGACGACAUCAUGGGUGGCGUGCGGAUGGGCACGGAGCCACGGACGCACACCUCUACGGCGACCCCAAUGCCGCCGCCGUCUCGGCGCUCCUCGCAUCCCGCUCCGACGGCGACAAGUUCGACGCGCUGAAACACCUCCUCGCCCUCAUCGCGCAAGACCUUGACGUCUCCUACCUCUUCCCGCAGGCGGUCAAGAACAUGGUGGCGCAGUCGCUUGAGCUGAAGACGCUCGUCCCAUCUACAAGUCUACAAGUCAUGGGUGUUGGAUAUACUGGGUCACUCGCAGCUCAUGCCCAAAACAUGGUGACCACAGAUUUGUUUCCAUCUUAUAACAUCAUGGAAGAAGGGUGGCUUAUAUUCCACCCGAUCAUGCAAGAGUGUUACCGAGAAUAUAAGCUAGGCCUAAAAGAUGGAGAAGCCUACACAGACUCCGGUUCUGCUUCCACUGUCAUGGGUUUGUCAUUCGGGACACCUGUCGUCGGGUUGCGGAUCCGCAUGCCCUGCCUCUGUUCGAUCCAGCUGGGUCAAUGACAUAGCGGAGAGUACAGAAGAGUGCGAUCUGGUGCUGCCCGUGUUAGAUGGAUGAGCUGGUGCCUCACGGCGCGGGCACCACGGUGGUUCAGCCUCAAGUGCAACCUUUGUCUGGGUAGGCAUCCUCCUUGUCGAGCUCAAGCUCAAGAAGUACCUCUGGGGUCUCCACAACACCAACAUCAACGGGCUGGCUUGUUCGUGUUCUUCUGGUGCUGCUCAAUCCGUCAGUCGCAUCUAAUUAUGCAUUGGACAGCUCAACAAUUUGAUUAUGAGUCUAUUCUGGUGCACAUCCGGUCGAUGAUUUCUAAGGAUAUACAGAUCUUCUAAUAUUUGUAGAGGGCUAACGAAAAGACUUAUGCUUCAAGUGCCAAGAAUAUCAUUUCUUGCAAGAUAAGGUUAGUGCCUUCUAAUAUUUAUUCUUUUGGAAGUCAGUGCCUUAAGGUGAUAAUUUUUAGAAGUUGGAUUCAUCAAUUUCUUUAGCAUGUGUUGGCCCUUUAUACAAUUUUUUGUCUGUUUCCUCUUUAUGAUGAUGUCCUGGAAAUGAACUCAUGUGCUACGUUGUCUGUAUUACUUUGUUAUUUUAGUGAAUUUGUUACUCCAUUCGGGGAUUUUAAUGUAAAAACACAUGCGUAGAGCUUGGAGAGAUUGAUUCUAUAGUAGGUUUUGUUUGUACACCUAAGAUGUAUAAGAGCAGGUUCCUAUUCUAGCCCUGUGUAAUAUUCAUGCAUGGAGAAAUACCCCAUAAUACAUGGAUAAAAAGAAAAGAAAUAGCUUAGGAUACAGCUAGAUAUGCCAUUCUUUCUUGCAAUAUGCACUUCAAUUUUGGUUGUGGCUUAAAUGUUCAACACAUUAAACAGUUUAGUAGAGCAGAAAGACUUGCAUGGGUUCCUUGAGAAGAUUUACAUGGAGAAGUGUUGCUCCUAUUACAAAUGAAUGUUUAUUCUUUCUUUUAUCUCAUUGAUCGAAUACAUAUGCUAAACGAGGAUUUCUACUAAUAUGAAAAUUACUUGCUUGAUCACAUCGUUGGGACCGGCAUCCUCGCGCCAAGGCGUGAUCCCGAUCUCCAUGUAAAUCUUCCCCUGCUCUCCCGUCGCGUCAAAUUCCUCCGCCGCAUCCGCUUCCCCAGCGCCCCUCCUCAUCAACGGCGGCCGAGGACAGUGAUUGCCAGAUCACAGGGGUGGCGGGCCCUAACCGGCCCAGGGGCGUGCCCAGGAAGAGGGAUGCCAGGGCGCCGAGCCAGGUCCAUGGUGACCGCGUCAAGACCGUUCCGCCGAGGGGGAGGCUGAGAGCAAGUUGGCCAAGGAGCUCAGGAGGGAGCUGGAGUGUACGUUGAACCAGAUGAAUGACUUGGUGCGCAUCUUACUAGCCACUUAUUGUUAUUGGUCCAUAUACUCCCUGCCCCUGCGCUCUGGCUUCUACUCGCAAUCAUGAUGCUGCUUGCUUGGUGUGUUGGAUUGGGGGCCGUGGAUUCAAUGGCAUCGGUGCGUCGCGAGGUUUGCUAAGGUCCUCUGUUCUAGCAGUCUGUGCGCCGGAUCUGUUGUUGUGACCCUUGAUCUGUUGGUCUGCUGGGAGUGCUCGUGGCUCUGCUCGAUUUGUCCUGCUGUGUCUUCAGUCGCUGCUCUGCAGGUUCUGUCAAAUUGGUUUUAGUUACUGUUUCUUGUGUACUGUGGAUACUAAGGGGCAAUGGGCACAACUACAAAACUCAGAGCAGCGAAACCCACAUAUACUACCUGAAGGAGAGUUCUCUGUUCUCCUUUAGUUAUCACCUUUUAUUGUUCUUUUACUACUUAUGAUGCAAGAUAGUUCUCUGGGUUUGUUGUUUUACUUUACCAUACCUAACAAUGGAGAUUCAUGUCGAGUGGCUGCACUUUUGGUAUUGAACUUCAUGCCGAGUGGCUAUCUUUUGUGGUCUAAUAAACACACUGAAAUGGAUUCUGACUUAUAAUCUCAUGCCGAUAUUAAGCACCACUAUGUCUUGCUCCUAUAACAAUUGAAUGUCUCUUCUUAACUUUAUUGUUAUUCUAUAUGAAUGCAUAUGCUAAACCUGGAUUCCUUCAACUUAGCAUUAUCCGCUUGAUCAGAGUGUUGGGACCGGCACACUCGCACCAAGGCGCAAUCCCUGAGUGACAAGUCGGUUGCUGCAAGUCUUGCAAGAAAUUUGGGUGACAAGGCGUCUGGACGGAACUAUCUAUCCGUCUAUCUAUCUAUCUAAUAUAGUUUACUACUAUACCAUGUAAAAUUAGUGUCUCCACUACCACUAUGGCUUGGUGUGGUCAUGCUAUGAUGUUAGCGGAUACGAAUGUUUAGUGAUGUGUUGAUUCAGGAAAUUCGCAUUUGGUUCAGCAUGUAGUUGGGCUCUAUGCUCUUAGGAGAUAAUGUUCUGUGAAUUCUUUUCCAACUGUUAUUGCCACAAAAUUGAAAUUUGGUAUUGACAUUAUGAAGAUUACCUUAAGUGUGA